UAAAGGCGGGAGGGGUGGGGAAGCUCUAGGCUCCCCCGACGCGAGGGAACGCGGCUGGGUAGGGCGAGGGCAGUCGAGGGCGGGGCGGCGCGGAGGGGGCGGGGCGUGCGGAGGCCCCGACGGCGCCCGCGGUGGGCUGUGAAGCCAGCCCAGUUCCGUGCAGCGAGCGCCCCCCGCGCCCCGCUCCGGCAGUCCCGGCACCCCCGCCCCGCGCCCGCCAUGCCCGAGCAGCUCAGCGUCGCCGAGUUCCUGGCCGUCACCGCGGAGGACCUCAGCUCCCCGGCCGGGGCCGCUGCCUUUGCCGCCAAGAUGCCCCGGUGCCGGGGGGCGGCACUGGCGCGGGAGGAGAUGCUGGAAGGAGACCAGGCCAUCUUGCAGAGAAUAAAGAAGGCUGUGAGGGCGAUCCACAGCUCCGGCCUUGGCCAUGUGGAGAAUGAGGAGCAGUACCGAGAGGCCAUAGAGUCCUUAGGCAACAGCCACUUGUCCCAAAACAGUCACGAGCUGUCCACUGGCUUCCUGAACUUGGCCGUGUUCACCCGUGAGGUGGCUGCACUUUUCAAGAACCUGGUUCAAAACCUGAACAACAUCGUCUCAUUCCCCCUGGACAGUCUAUUGAAGGGGCAACUGAGGGAUGGGCGACAGGAUUCCAAAAAGCAGCUGGAGAAGGCGUGGAAGGACUAUGAAGCCAAAAUGGCCAGGCUGGAGAAGGAGAGGGACCGGGCCCGGGUGACAGGAGUGGCGCCUGGGGAGGUGGCCCAGGACACUCAGAGAGAGCGGCGCGUCUUCCAGCUGCACAUGUGUGAGUAUCUGUUGAGAGCCGGGGAGAGCCAGCUGAAGCAGGGUCCCGAUUUCCUGCAGAGCCUCAUCAAGUUCUUCCACGCCCAGCACAACUUUUUCCAAGAUGGCUGGAAGGCCGCUCAGAGCCUGUCCCCCUUCAUCGAGAAGCUGGCAGCCUCUGUACAUGCGCUCCGUCAAGCCCAAGAGGAGGAGCUCCAGAAGCUGAUCCGGCUCCGGGACUCCCUCCGAGGGACACUGCAGCUUGACAGCAGAGAGGAGACUCUGAGUCGGAAGAACUCAGGAGGCGGCGGCGGGGGCUACAGCAUCCAUCAGCACCAAGGCAACAAGCAGUUUGGGACGGAGAAGGUGGGCUUUCUCUACAAGAAGAGUGACGGAAUUCGAAGAGUCUGGCAGAAAAGGAAGUGUGGAGUCAAGUAUGGCUGCCUGACCAUCUCCCACAGCACGAUAAACCGGCCCCCAGUGAAGCUGACCCUGCUGACGUGCCAAGUGAGGCCAAACCCUGAGGAGAAAAAGUGCUUUGACCUGGUGACCCACAACAGGACAUACCACUUCCAGGCAGAAGAUGAACAUGAGUGUGAGGCGUGGGUGUCAGUGUUACAGAACAGCAAGGAUGAGGCCUUGAGCAGUGCCUUCCUCGCGGAGCCCAGUGGCGGUGGCCCGGGACCCUGGGGAAGCGCCGGGCUGGACGGGGAGCCCCAGGACCUCACGAAGCUGCUCAUCGCCCAGGUGAAGAGCAGGCCCGGGAAUGGCCAGUGCUGCGACUGCGGGGCUGCAGACCCCACGUGGCUCAGCACCAACCUGGGCGUGCUCACCUGCAUCCAGUGCUCGGGCGUCCACCGCGAGCUGGGCGUGCGCUUCUCGCGCAUGCAGUCCCUCACCUUGGACCUGCUGGGCCCCUCCGAGCUGCUGCUGGCCUUGAACAUCGGAAACACGCGCUUCAAUGAGGUUAUGGAGGCCCAGCUGCCCGCACAAGGCGGCCCUAAACCCUCAGCUGAGAGUGACAUGAGCACGCGCAGGGACUACAUCGUGGCCAAGUAUGUGGAACACAGGUUUGCCCGCCGGUCCACACCCGAGCCUCAGAGACUCCGAACGGCCAUUUGCAACAGGGACCUCCUGUCAGUACUGGAGGCCUUUGCUAAUGGGCAGGACUUUGGACAGCUGCUGCCUGGGCCUGAGGGACAGGCACCUGGAGAGCUCGCCCUGCACUUGGCCGUCAGAGUCGCCAGCCCUGCCUCCUUGCCCCUGGUGGACUUCAUCAUCCAGAAUGGAGGUCACCUGGAUGCCAAGGCUGCUGACGGGAACAGCGCUCUGCACUGGGCUGCUCUCUACAACCAACCUGACUGCCUCAAGCUGCUGCUGAAAGGGAGAGCUUCGCUCGGGGCAGUGAACGAGGCAGGAGAGACAGCUCUGGACAUAGCCAGGAAGAAGCAGCACAAGGAGUGUGAGGAGCUGCUGGAGCAGGCCCAGGCUGGGACCCUCGCCUUCCCUCUGCAUGUGGACUACAACUGGGGAAUCUCCCCUGAGCCUGGCUCUGACAGUGAGGAGGACGAGGAAGAGAAGCGCUCUCCUCUGAAGCCUUCAGCCCAGGCCCGCUGGGGCAGCGGGAGGGUCGACCUCAGCAAUAAAACCUAUGAGACCGUCGCCAGCCUGGGAUCAGCUGCCCCUCAGAGCCAGAGUGAGGCCUGCCCCCCACCCUUGCCGGUCAAAAACCCUUCUCGGACCAUGGUCCAAGGGCGUGCAGGACAUGCCAGCGGAGAUCGUUCUGAAGUCCCCAGCCUGAACCCUCAGGAGCCCUGCGGGGCCCCUGAGAGCCCAGGCCGUCCAGCCUCCACCUCUUCCACCCUCACAAACCCCGUGGACGCUGCGGGUCCCAGCCAAACCCCACCCAGCUCUGAGGAGGGCCCCUCCCGACCCAGCCUGACAUCUGGAAGCACCCCUGCAGAGUUGUAUCCCCCGGUCAGGUUCAGGUUGGCUUCACUGAAGGAGAGGACUCCAGGAGAGGGGUUCUCCUGGAAACUCUGCACAGCUUUUGCAAAGCUAGCUCCUUGCUGGUCCUUGCAUGCCAGAACUAGCACCCAUGUGGGACCCCAAUGUUCAGUGCUAGGACUUGAGACCACAAGACCGGGGAACUGAGUUCUCCAUUACCUUAGGUCUUGCUCUGUCUGUACCUUAUGCCUCUGUGGCUGGCCUUCCUCCCUGCCGUGGGCCCGUGCCCCCUCCAAAGAUACGGGGCUCUUCCAUAUUUGGGCUGAUGGCAGUUCCUUCCUCUCUAUCCUGUCCCUGCCCCGGGAGCUCAUUAGCUGGGUCUGAGUACUCCUGAGCUACCGUUAGCUGCAGAACCCUCAGUCUCUCAUCAGACCAGAAUAUCUUUCUUCCAUCAGUCUGGGGGCUCCAUAAGAGUAGGGCCAGCCCACCUUCAUCAUCCAGACCAGGGAUUCUGCCAGCCAAGGGGCUGUCUUUUUGGACGUUCGUUAGUCUAGUACUUUACUGAGUUUUUCUCUAUGUCCGGAUGCCACACGAGUAAGACAAGGGUCUUGCAGAUGUGGCCCCUUGCUGUGUCGCUGGUCCCAAAGGCUGGGUUUAGGAAUCAGCUGGGCUAGAUUCCAGGGGAUGGUCCCGGGCCCAGGGGCAGACAAUCAGCUGCCUUACACCGAUGGGAUGCUGCAUUGUCUGCAGCUCGCAUCUAUCCUGGUUGGCCACUGCUCGUGCUGUACCGGCUGUUAAUUAAAUAAGCACUAGCACUCCAUUUGAGGAACCGCGCAGCCCUCCUGGGGACCUCUGCUCUAUUCCUCAGCCAGGAAGCAGGCUCGGAGUCGCCCCCCCUUUGCCUACUGUCCUUGAUGAAACAGGAAGGAAAGGAAUGGUCUGGGAUGAUUGAUCUUCCCUUCUCUCCUUUUCCUUUGCUCAACUCAGAAGCCUUCCAGUCUUGGGGGAGGAAAGAGCUAAGAAAGGAGGAAGGAGAAUAAUAGGAAUGGGAAGGCAGGGACUCAAAUUCUGUUUCCCAGACCCAGAAGUGCCACUAUAACUUUCAGCCCCAUAUUAGAAAACAGGUACAGCUAAGCCAUCAUCAGUCUCUAAGAUGGUUUUAUGGGCACCCGGCGCUGAGCCCUGGCAGGGAUGGGUCAGACCAAACAGGAGAGGCCAGAGAGUGCCAAUGGCCAAUGAAGCAAUCUGGCCUGGGAGGCGGGGGUGUGUAUUCUGGAGACCAGCCUGGUCUGGGAUCCCACAGAUCCCAAUGGGGUUGUCUUCUGGGCCUCCAGCGUCUGGUUUUGUUCAUCUCAGACUUGUUAUCUCACUCAUCUCUAAUAAAAGAUUUUUUUUUUUUUUUGCAUUAAAUU
This is a messenger RNA of Lutra lutra (Eurasian river otter), 4136 nucleotides long. It is a transcript of the gene ASAP3, whose product is annotated as ArfGAP with SH3 domain, ankyrin repeat and PH domain 3. NCBI's taxonomy places the organism in Eukaryota, Metazoa, Chordata, Mammalia, Carnivora, Mustelidae. Gene Ontology annotation, cellular component: focal adhesion; cytoplasm. Gene Ontology annotation, molecular function: protein binding; GTPase activator activity. The transcript has 24 exons. The record is from RefSeq and is a predicted model, not a curated record. The coding region runs from base 220 to 2931 and encodes 903 amino acids. Gene Ontology annotation, biological process: cell migration; positive regulation of GTPase activity.